Cladocopium goreaui is the source of this 153-nucleotide messenger RNA. Lineage: Eukaryota; Dinophyceae; Suessiales; Symbiodiniaceae. The record is from the annotation of a GenBank genome assembly.
AUGCAAUUGGAACCCUUCCAUGUUGAGAUGCUCCUUAAUGUUCCAGGCAAAGUUGAUCCUGUUCGCCAGCAAGUUCCAGUCCUGUUGCCGCAUGAGAUUCUAGAUGCUGUUUGGCAUGCUGGGGAUGCACAGGAGCGGUCGGGGAAAGGUUAA